GGAGCAGCACGAGGACCGACAAACCUCCGCAUUACCGUGAGUCUCGUCCAAAUUGGACUACGAUAAAGAAGUCGCCGCUUUGUUGCCAUUUCAAGCUCUCUGGUAGAGCAGACUAUGCGCCGGUAGCCCUUAUCUAUUGAAUUAGCUCAGCUCAACACACGCUCUACGCUCAAGAAACCAUGGCCAGCUCUUCAACGCCGUACUAUGCCCAAGAUGAACCCCGCGACGAUGAAUCUAUCUUGGACGAUGGGGUGAUUGAGGCCGAUGAUGCUAUCGAUGCCGAUGACCCUCUCCACGAAACUGAUAGAACGCCAUUACGCGGCAACAUCGAACCGGAUUCGUCGAGUUCUCGUGGCGGCGGCGGCAACAACCUCUCCAGUGGCUACCUCACAUCUAGAAUCCCAGGCGAGGACCGUCGCGCACCGCAAAACACCAUCGAUGAGAGCGUAUGGCAGACACUCUCCCGCGACCUUUUGGCGGUCUGGGAGAAGAUGCGCCAGGUCCUCUACCCCAAGUAUCUGGUUGGCGGUAUACUGCAGCGCGGCGGAGGCGGUAUUGGAGCCGCUGAACGCGGAGAAGCUUCUGGCUUUGGCGGCGGCAUGAGGAAUGCUCUUGGACGCUGGCCAGAUGCUGAUGUUGUGCUGCAAGGUGGCAUGAGUGAGGGAUUGAGAGAUUGGGAUCUUUGGGGUCCGCUUAUUUUCUGCCUGCUUCUGAGUAUGUUUUUGUCCAUGGCUAAAGGCGAUCAGUCGGAUGUGGUAUUCUCGGGAGUGUUCUCGCUCGUUUGGAUUGGUGAGGCUGUCGUUACGCUGCAGAUUAAGCUGCUGGGUGGGAAUAUCUCGUUCUUCCAGUCCGUCUGUAUCAUCGGUUACACGCUCUUCCCUCUGGUUAUCGCCGCACUUCUCAGCGCAAUGGGUCUCCCGACGAUUGCGCGGAUACCGGUUUACCUCGUCUUGAUCGCUUGGUCUUUGGCCGCAGGCGUGAGUAUCCUCGGUGGCUCUGGAGUCGUGCGAAACCGGGUGGGAAUUGCGGUAUAUCCGCUUUUUGUCUUCUACAUCGCGAUCGGGUGCCUUUGCUUCAUCAGCUAAACGAUAUGAGGCAUGCAGUGCAACAUUUUGGUGGACAGUCUCGAAGAGUGCCACAACGGGGACUUUGUCUGUGACUUGGUUAUGUCUUCUCAAUGCGAUUCUAGCUCUAUCCUUCCAUGUCAUAUUUGUAUUUUGUAAAGUACUAGAACUCUGCCUGUACCAUGAUAUCCAAUGAAACAAUUUCCUAGAUAUGUUU
Aspergillus versicolor CBS 583.65 is the source of this 1281-nucleotide messenger RNA. Its product is annotated as Yip1 domain protein. Lineage: Eukaryota; Fungi; Ascomycota; Eurotiomycetes; Eurotiales; Aspergillaceae. The record is from RefSeq and is a predicted model, not a curated record. The transcript is spliced from 4 exons. Gene Ontology annotation, biological process: endoplasmic reticulum to Golgi vesicle-mediated transport. Bases 180 to 1085 code for a protein of 301 amino acids. Gene Ontology annotation, cellular component: membrane; trans-Golgi network.